This is a messenger RNA of Cyprinodon variegatus (sheepshead minnow), 1083 nucleotides long. Its product is annotated as centrosomal protein of 55 kDa-like. The transcript has 8 exons. NCBI's taxonomy places the organism in Eukaryota, Metazoa, Chordata, Actinopteri, Cyprinodontiformes, Cyprinodontidae. The coding region runs from base 1 to 1083 and encodes 360 amino acids. The record is from RefSeq and is a predicted model, not a curated record. Gene Ontology annotation, biological process: regulation of phosphatidylinositol 3-kinase/protein kinase B signal transduction; mitotic cytokinesis.
AUGGCAGCCUAUAAAUGUAAUCGCUCGCACAGGAAAAAGCUCAACUCUGAGCUUGUGAAAGCCGUCAGCAGCUUAAGGAAGGAGAAUAUCCUUCUAAAGAAGACACUAGCUGAUGUGUCGGAUCAUCACAGACAACAUAAUAAGCUUGUGGAGAGACUCCUCGCUCUUGAAACUCUGCGGCUGGAGAGUUGUCAGCAUCUUCUGAAAAAAGAUGAAAAAACCUCUCCCUCCUCAGAGGAUCGCUGCCCCAAAGAAAAGCACUCUAUGGAUGGAGAUCCCCCAUCAGAACAGGUCUCCUCCAACGAUGAAGCUAUCUUACAUCUUCAAAAUGAUCUCAGUGAUGCUUUGGAAAAGAGCAAGCAGUGGCUGGAAUAUGACCAGCAGAGAGAGGCCUAUAUGAGGGCAAUUCUGGACAAAGUGUUAUGGCUGGAGAAGCAGCUGAGUGAAACCAAUCAGGCCCGCUCAAAGCAACACAAUGAGGAGCAUUCAGAUGAAGAGACACAAAAACAGAUUGAGGAAUGCAUUGAAAGCUAUGAGAAAGAGGUUGACGUCAAGCUGGAUAUGCUCAGAAAGCAAGAUAAGGUCUUUGAUCAGGUGCUGGUAACUGCUAAAGAGGAGGAAGAACAACAACUGAAGAAUGAGACUAAAGAGCUCCAAGCAAAGCUGAAGGAGGAGAGGAGAAGGUCUACAAACCUGGAGCUGCAGGCAAGCUUCUAUCAGAGGUACGUGUUAAACCAUCACUAUGCCGACCAAGAAGAAAUUGCAGACCUGAAAAGACAGAUAAAGAUUUCUGCACAAGACCUUGAGGAUGCAAAGCGGGACUCCUCAUAUUUAAAGAAGCAAAUGCUCAGAAUUCUGAAGAAGCUGCCAAAAACUAAAGGCCUUGACCCAAAACAGUCAAAGACGCACCAGCAGGACGUCAGCUCAUGUGAAGAGGGGAUGCCCCACAGAGACAGUCCAGAGUCCUCUUUUCACACCAGCAGGCUGGACCAAAGUUUCCUGGAGUGUCCCUCCUGCCAGGCCGAGUACCCAGCUAGUCAAUACCGACAACUCCUAGAGCACCUGGAGAUGUGUGUCGAGUGA